Molecule: messenger RNA, 3114 nt
Organism: Symbiodinium natans
Lineage: Eukaryota; Dinophyceae; Suessiales; Symbiodiniaceae
Source: the annotation of a GenBank genome assembly
AUGUCCUCUGCGUCCCCCAACAACAUGCAAGACUUGCAGCGACGCAUCAGCAACCUGGCUAAAAGGUACAAAAGAGCAAGGGCUGCAGAAGAAGUGGCAGCUCAGCCACGCGAAGCGUUGCAGCUUCUACGACGAUGUCGGCCAGACAGCCCGAGAUGUCUUAUGGUGUACUUCCUGGCGGGGCAAUCUUGUGCUGCCGCAGUUGACUUUGUGGUAGGGCGCGGGUGGGAGCGUGCAAAACGCGGGCAUCCUUCACCGGAUCGAGAUGAGGUGGCGAAGUUGACGGCUGAUGUUGAGCAGGCUGUGGCCCGAUCUCCUGCCUCGGCUUUCAGCGCUUUGCAGAGAAACCCACUCAGUGACUUCGAGCUGUGCGAUUUGUUUUGCGCUCACAAGUAUGUCAUGGAACGCAGCUUGUACGGAUGGAUUGCAAGCCAGAACAACGACCAAGGAGUCGCACCGUCUCGAGAACAAGUCAUGGCGCAGCUUCCUGAACACAUCUCCCAACAGGCUCCGCUGCAGAUCCGGACUCGGUUAUGUAAUCUUGCAUGUGGCAGUCCACGCAAGCAACGCAAGUGGCUGGCCCGGUUUCGAAGACGUUGGGGUGCCAGACUUGGUGUUCUGCGUGUGCAAGAGUUCGUGCCCGUGGAGGAGAAGCGACGCAAGGCUGGCGGUCAAGGUUUUGUGGUCUUGAGCUCGGCAGCGGCUUACUUCCAGUGGCUGAACUUCGCCAUCGAUGCAGCUCCGGUGCACAGACCUCUGCUGAUCCUGAACAUGGACGAGACCGCAGUGGGCCGGCACCAGAGCGGCCUCCGUGGUACAGUUGCGACGUUGCCCAAAGCCACCUUGCCAGCGAGUGAUCGUGCGUCCUUAGCGGAUCGCCGAAGCUACGUCUCUUACUUGGCUUGUGUGACAGAUGAUGCAAGAGUCCAGCCCCGACUUCCACAGGUCCUCCUCGGCAACACUCACCUGUUCACCUUGGACUUACUUCGGUCCUGUUCUGGGAAGUUGCCGGACAAUGUUGUUCUGUGGCGGCAAACGUCUUCAUGGAACUCUCAUGCAACUAUGAGGAGGUGGCUAACGCUGCUCGCGAAAGCUUUGGGCCCUUUGGUGGAGGAAAGAUAUGUCGUGCUCUUGCUCGAUGUUCAUUCCUCACAUAUCCACCAAUCUAUUUUUCUUCACGCCCGACGCUGUGGUGUAAGAUUGAUAUACAUACCCGCCAAGAUGACGCGGCUUCUACAACCUUGUGAUACGCACGUCUUUUCCAAGUUCAAGUUGGCCUUGCGGAUAGCGUGGCAAAAUUGUAAGUCACGCAGCCCUGCUGCAAGUCCAACUGCCGUGUCUUGGGUUCACGUCGUCAGCCAAACAAUCCAGGCAGUCAUAUCACGCGGGAGCUGGCAAAAGGCUUUCCUUGCUGAUGGAGCUCUGCGUUUUCAGACGCAGCUCUCGACUAGAUUGCGGGUUGAGUUAGACGUCGAUGAAGCUGCCGUCUGGCUACACGUGGCUCCCACAACGGAAGAAGUCGCAUGCGUUUUUCCUUCGCGGCUCAAGAUUGAUACACUUUCCUAUGUGCUGUGGCAGCCACGCUCUCACCGUGUCCAGGGAGCAAGACCCUCGCAGCGUUCGACGGCAGCCAGAUCAUCUGAACCACCCCUUGUGCCGCAGUUUCACCGACGCGUCCUGCCGUCUACGUUCCUUACAGCCAGAUUGAGUACUGCUUUGGCCAGCCCAGAGAAGUUGGGCAAAGAUGUCGGCGGGCAGUUGCUGGCAGAGCGCGUCGUACAACUUCGCCAGGUUUUAGAAGGCGAGGAGCUACAGCUCUUAGAGGACACUGUGCAGCAGUAUGAAAGUGCGGUUGGGAGAGCUUUAAAUUUCUCCGAUGCGCCUGAACCAAGUGCUUCUGAACCGUCUGCUGCCGCCCUACCCGUGCGAGAAGGGCCAGAGGGUGCGAGCCCGGCUUUCCGCAUCCAUGGGGCAGACGGCUCCACAGAGACUUGGUUUUCCUCGGGCGGCGCCCUUCUGGUGGCCCAGUUUCAGGAAUGGGCUAUGGAGAUUUUGCCACCCAAAUUUCGCGAGCCCAUUAAACACAUCUCUCUCACCUUGGAAGAGUCCUGCCGUGCUGCAGAGGGUACAUCUCGAGUCCACUUGCACGCGCAAAUCACGUUUGAGCGCAGAAUCGAUCGCACUUCCGUUGCUGACUUCAUGUUUGAUGGUGUACGUCCGCAUGUUGUGACUCACCCGCAUUCAGCGGCAGUGCACGGUGAGCUGAACAAGGCCCGUGGGCCUCAUGUGGCCGUGUCACGCAACCGAUCCCACUUUUACGUUUACUGCACCAAAGUGGGAACUCUAUGGUCCUUUACCAACUACUGGCCCUUUGUGGAUUACGAAGUACAACCUCAUUGGCUUAUGGGCUGGUGGGCCACGGGGAAGUUGACUAACGAGCAGUACAAGGGAUAUUUGCGACGCUGCAAGCGCUCUUACAGAACAUUGUUACAAAAUUUUGAGUCUGUGGUGCAAGCUGAGAAAGCUGCGCAGCUUACAGAGUACCGCGAGGCCGUAGCCCAGGUGUUGUCCUUAGCGCGCUUGCCCUUUCGAUGUGUUGAUGACCCGUUGUUUCCAAACUUGCAGGCGUUCCUGGACCAGUUCCACUGGGCAACAGAUCGGUACAAGAUUUAUGCUCUUCAAGGGCACUCGCAAGCAGCAAAGACAUCGUUUGUGAAGUCGCUGUUUGCCAAACCUUUUGUCGUGACUAUUCAAGGGCAGGACGUCUUGAAUCUACAAGCCUUUGAGUAUGGCCAUCACGACGCCCUUAUCCUAGACAACCUGGUGGAUUGGUCUUUGAUACUACAGUACCGUGCAUUGCUUCAGGCUAAUGUGGACUUGCAUCGGUUGGGUGAGUCUGCGACAGGCAUCUACGCGUACUCCGUCUUCCUUUGGGCUGUGCCCAUCUGCAUUACGCUGGAUGCUGAUGUGAAUUGCGCGCCUUUCUACGCGUCCGACUGGUUGCAGGCCAACGUUUACCUGGACGUUCUCCCGCGUGGUGCAAAGUGCUACAUUGAAGGUGAGCGGCCACGCGUUCGCAUGACAGAUGUGCCUCAGCUCCGGCGUUCUCCUUAA